Molecule: messenger RNA, 3951 nt
Organism: Salvelinus namaycush (lake trout)
Lineage: Eukaryota; Metazoa; Chordata; Actinopteri; Salmoniformes; Salmonidae
Gene: ttc17
Product: tetratricopeptide repeat domain 17
Exons: 24
Coding region: 19-3579 (1186 amino acids)
Biological process (GO): actin filament polymerization; cilium organization
Cellular component (GO): cytoplasm; actin cytoskeleton
Molecular function (GO): protein binding
Source: RefSeq, a predicted model, not a curated record
UGUAAAGAAGACAGAAAAAUGGCGGACCUCAGGAAAAUCAGUUCUGGGUCUCUGCCCUAUGUAAACGUUUCCCGAAAAGUGUCAGUUCAAGGGAAGGUUUUUAUCCUAUUAUGUAUAAUAUUGGCCGAACCCGGAGGAGCUACCACCCACUGGGUCGUCACUGAAGAUGGAAAAAUUCAACAGCAAGUUGACUCUCCUUUGAAUCUUAAACAUCCACAUGACCUUGUCAUCUUCAUGCGACAGGAGACCCGUGUCAACUACCUGAAGAAGUUAGAGAAGCAGCUUGUCGCUCAGAAGAUUCACAUUGAGGAGAAUGAGGACAGGGACACUGGCUUGGAGCAGAGGCACUAUAAAGAGGAUGCCGACUGUGUCACGGCUAAAGUACCCCUGGGAGACUUGGAUCUCUACGAUGGUACCUACAUCUCCCUGGAGAGUAAAGACAUCAGCCCUGAGGAUUACGUAGAUUUUAGGUCCCCUCUACCUCCGGAUCUGGAGAAGCCUGACUGUGCCAGAGUAUUUGAGCUCCCAUAUAGUAUCCACAGUUUCCAGCAUCUCCGGGGCGUGCAGGAACAGGUGAACCUCACAUCUCCUCUGCUCUCUAAAGAGGACCCCAUUUUUGGCUCCCUGUCCCACAAACUGGGCCGCAGCAUGGACGAGGUGGGCCAUCGCAUCCAGCAGGGCCUGCUGAGGAACUCCUCAUCCUGGGUGCUGUAUAACCUGGCGUCGUUCUACUGGAGGAUAAAGAAUGAGCCUGGGCAGGCGGUGGACUGUGUGGUCCGGGCCCUGCACUUCUCACCCAGGCAGCACAAGGACCUGGCCCUGGUGAACAUGGCCAACAUCCUGCACCGGGCCCACUUCUCUGCUGACGCUGCCAUCGUGGUUCACGCUGCCCUGGAUUUGACCUCUGACCUUCUCACCAGCCACUACACCCUGGGCAACAUCUACGCAAUGCUGGGGGAGUAUAACCACUCAGUGCUGUGCUAUGAGCAGGCUCUCCAGGCCCAGCCGGGCUUUGAGCAGGCCCUGAGGAGGAAGCACGCCGUCCUCUGUCAGCAGAAACUGGAGCAGCGCCUGGAGGCCCAACACAGGUCUCUGCAGCGCACGCUGAACGAGCUGAAGGAAUACCAGAAACAGCAUGACCACUACCUGCGUCAGCAGGAGGCCCUGGACAAAUACAAGCUGCUGCAGGAAGAGCAGAUCCUCCGCAACAUCAUCCACGAGACCCAGAUGGCCAAGGAGGCACAGCUGGGCAACCACCAGAUGUGUCGUCUGGGCCAGCAACAGAGCAGCCUCUUCUGCCCCUUGGACCUGCCGGUGCGUUAUCACCGUGGAGACCUGUUUGAGCACGUUCACCACAUCCAGUUUGGAGAGGAGGUCUCUGUGGCGGGCAGCGUUGCUCUAGUGUCGGAGCCGAGCACCAACCACACCACCAGCUCACACCUCCACCCCUCUGUGUCCGGAGACCCUGAGCCUGCAGCCCUCUGGGGCCAUCAGGCCUCCCCCACCGAAGACAUUCAGAGGCUGCUGUGGCCUCAGAGGGCAGACUGUGCUGAUGAGUUUCCUGUCAUCCCCCCCGCCCACCUACUACCCACCUUCUACCUCCCACCUGAGACACAGGGCCCCAGCCUCCAGACUGUGCUGUACGGUACCGGACCCCCUCCCUCCUCCCUGGCUUCCCCAGACUGUGGCCCUGUGCUCCAGCCCCCUCCAGCUGACCUGCCUGCCUCUGUGGGCUGGACCUUGGAGGACAAGGAGCUGCCAGACCCCCAUGCCACCCAGGUACUGCUGUCUCGCAGCAGAGGCUGGAGUUUGGAGCAGGCUGGUGCCAGCAUAGCCCAAGCCAUGAAGAAGGCUAGCGCCCCUGGCUGGUUGCUCCAGAACGAGGCGGCUUUGUUCUGGCGGGCGAAGGGUAACGGUAGCAGCUCGCUGCAGUGUCUGCGCCACUCCCUGGCGUCGGCUCCGCCCACCCAGCGCAACCUGCCCCUCGUCAACGCUGCCAAUCUGCUUCUGCGCCACGGCCUCAGCGCCCACGCACACACUCUGCUGCAGGACGCCCUGGCACUCAACGCCUCUGAGCCCCACACUCUCCUGAGCCUGGUGAGCGUGAAUCUGGCCCAGGGCAACGUGACGGGCGCCCUGGACCUGUUCCGCCACACCCUGGCUCUCUCUGCCAGUUGUGCCCAGUGCCGUGCCAGCCUGCCCCUUCUGCGAUGCCUGCAGUUCUACCCCUUCCUAUACAACCUGCAGCGCUCGCCAUGUCCGCAGGGUGCUGUGUGUGUCGGGGAGGAGGAUGUGACUCUACAUCUAGAUGAAUGGGAGGCUGGCAGUAGACAGAAGCAGCAGGAGGACCCCACCACCACGGCUGCCCAGGCUCUGCCUGUCUCCACAGUGGAGGAAGCCCUCCUGUUUGAGAAGGUGGUGCUGGACAGUAAUGGCUCUGGAGAGGCAGGCCAACAGCCUGGAGGAGGAGAGAGGGAUGAGGAGGAGUGGCAGCUGAAGGAGGAGCUGAUGGGGGCCUUCGAGGGGGCUCUGGACGUGGGGGGCAAGCGGGGCGACCUGAGGGGCAUCCGCGUGCUGAAGAACGACCGGGUGAUGGGAGCGGGCCGGAGCGGAGGAGGGCCCUGCUUCGGGAACUGUGAGGAUGACGAGGGGGCUGAGUGGAUCACGUUCCAGGUGAAGCGUGUGAGGAAGCCCAAGGCGGACAGCCCUGAGGGCUGGGGCAGUGCUGAGGACACCCUGCAGGAGGAGACACUGCUCCCUGGAGGCCACUCUGUCCUGGAGAUCAGCGGCCCCACCAUCCCGUCCCCCGGGCCCUCAGGGCGAUGGAGGGACUAUACCAGUCUGGGCUGGCCGGGGCCAGAGGAGUGCCAGAGAACACGCAGGGUAGACCUCACCACCGUGGCCAGUACCUGGCUGGCCGUGUCGGCCAAGAACAUCGACAUCACGGAACACAUAGACUUUACCACUCCACUCCAGGAGCCUGCGGUGGAGCCAUUGUGCAACGCCAACCUGGCUGCCAGCAUGCACACCCUGGACCACCUGGCUGGCGUGGCCAACCGCGCCGCCAUCCACUACACCGGAGAGAGUCAACUCAGAGAGGUUCUACAGAAUCUGGGCAAAGAUAAGUUCUCCCCUCAGUCCUUUGAGCAGGUGGGCACGCGCAUCGCCAAGGUCUUGGAGAAGAACCAGACAUCGUGGGUCUUGUCCAGCAUGUCUGCUCUCUACUGGAGGGUGAAGGGUCAGGGCAAGAGGGCCAUCGACUGCCUACGCCAAGCCCUCCACUACGCCCCGCACCACAUGAAGGAUGUACCUCUGAUCAGCCUGGCCAACAUCUUCCAGAAUGCACGGCUGUGGGAGGACGCCCUGACCGUGGCCCGCAUGGCUGUGGAGAUCGCCCCGCACUUCGUUGUCAACCACUUCACCCUCGCCAACGUCUACAUCGCCAUGGAGGAGUUUGAGAAGGCCAUGCGCUGGUAUGAGUCCACUCUGGAGCUGCAGCCAGAGUUUGCCCCUGCCAAGGACCGCCUCAGAACUAUCCAGUGUUACCUGCUAACCAAGAAGGACCGCCGUCUACCCUGAGACGACUCCACAGGAGAAGCCCUCGGAACACACACACCACACAUACAAAAACAUAACUUACAGUAGUUACUCACAGGAAAGCGGUUGUUGAUUUAAAAAAAAAAAGUUUUUUAAGUCAUUGCCAUAUAAUUUAUGUCCAAAGGAAUUCAGGGGUUCCAUUCGCUGUGACCUCAGACUCUGGUCGUAGGGGGUAAAACAUUCACUAAAUGACCCAUGUUACCUUCUGAAGAAGCCCUCCACCUGAAAAGUUCUCAAUUCUAUUAGGAAGCUUUGGGAUGUAUCCCAUCACUCAGCCUCCCUGUCCCAUAGACUACAGUAUAUAGAGCCCAGCAUAGAGUCCCAUCACUCAGCCUCCCUGUCCCAUAGACUACA